Messenger RNA from Macadamia integrifolia, 339 nucleotides. RefSeq lists its product as uncharacterized. NCBI's taxonomy places the organism in Eukaryota, Viridiplantae, Streptophyta, Magnoliopsida, Proteales, Proteaceae. The transcript has a single exon. The record is from RefSeq and is a predicted model, not a curated record. The annotation marks the transcript as partial.
AUGGCCUUGCGGGUUUCUCCUAUGCUAUCCAAGUUGAUAUAUGAGGAGCAGGGGGCGUUUCAGCAAGGGAAGAUUAUUUUCGCAAAUAUUGGUCUUGCCUCAGAGCUGAUUAACAUUGUACAUACUUCUGUGAGGGGAGGAGGCAUGGGCCUCAAGCUGGAAGUGCAGAAGACUUAUGAUACUUUGUCCUGGGAAUUCCUCUUUUCUAUUAUGAAAACGUUUGGAUUUUCAGAUAGAUGGAUUGGGUGGAUUCAUCAAAUUCUUCUUACCUCCAAAAUCUCUGUUCUAUUAAAUGGAGGGCCAGUUGGGUACUUGGUGUGGAAAAGGGUCUUCGUCAAG